Messenger RNA from Opisthorchis viverrini, 918 nucleotides. RefSeq lists its product as hypothetical. Gene Ontology annotation, cellular component: nucleolus. The transcript is spliced from 3 exons. Gene Ontology annotation, biological process: rRNA (guanine-N7)-methylation. Lineage: Eukaryota; Metazoa; Platyhelminthes; Trematoda; Opisthorchiida; Opisthorchiidae. The coding region runs from base 286 to 876 and encodes 196 amino acids. Gene Ontology annotation, molecular function: rRNA (guanine) methyltransferase activity. The record is from RefSeq and is a predicted model, not a curated record.
GCGUUUACUCUGACCACUUCUUUUUAUCAACUCCUUAGUACUAUGAUGAAAAAGAGGCGGAAAAGUACACAUCCAAUUCCCACAUUAUUGAUGUUCAGACACGCAUAACGGAGCGCGCAUUGGAAUUGUUGGCUUUGCCGGACGAUGAAUGCUGCAUGCUUUUAGAUAUUGGGUAGAGUCGGCAUGUUGUUAAUGAACUAGCUUCCUAGCUGCGGUUCUGGACUGAGUGGCGAGACGAUAACAGAGAAUGGACACGCGUGGGUCGGAAUUGACAUUAGCACUGCAAUGCUAUCAGUUGCCCGCGAGCGUGAAGUGGAGGGCGAUUUAAUCCUCGGCGACAUUGGUUGCGGUGUACCGUUUCGCGGCGGAUCAUUUGAUGGCGCAGUCAGUGUCUCUGCAAUUCAGUGGUUAUGCAAUGCGGACCGGACGGAACACAAUCCAGUGGCUCGUAUACGUUGUUUCUUCACUUCUCUUUAUGCUUGCCUUUCAAGGACUGCCAGAGCUGUUUUACAGUUCUAUCCGGAGUCUAUUUCUCAAGCAGAUUUGUUGCAAAAUGAAGCGAUGCGUGCUGGAUUCAGUGGUGGAUUAAUUAUCGAUUUUCCAAAUAGUACACGUGCGAAGAAGUACUUUCUAGUCCUUGAUGUAACCAACUAUCGACGGCUUCCACAAGCACUCACUGAAGGUGGCUAUCAAGAUGUACCUACUGGAGUAUCUGGGGGGAAGCGAAGUGAGGCGCGCGAAUGUCAUCGAUUCAAGAAACCACCUAAACACAGCGUGGCCUGGAUCAAACAGAAGAAAGAACGCGCUCGCAAACAGAUGAAGGAAGUGGCGCAUGACUCGAAGUACACGGGCCGCAAACGGGCACAGCGACUCUGAUGUCAUCUUGGAAAAGACCUGAUGUAAAUAAAUACACGUGGC